UCUUUCCGCGGUCUGUUGUCCCGUGUCCGGUACCGCCGCCGUUCCCAGUGCGCUGUUGGCGUUGUCGCGCGCACCGAGUUUUUUAUGAUCGCCUCAACGUCACGGUGUUUAUUUUAUUGCAUCUUUUUUUUCUAUCGUUGAUCGGUACUGCUGUGACCGUUUUCGUUAAAACGGCGACAUGAUCAUCCAAAAACCCUGUGUGCGGUCCGGGUUGGUAUACGCCAUAUUAAUAGACCUAACCUUAUCUUUGGUCACCAUUCGCUUUGUUGGCACCCUGCUGCUCUGCCGUUCGAAGCUGAUCAGUCAAUGCUGUGGAAGUCCAUCGUCUCAUUAUAUGAACAAGAGCGACCGCCCGUCGAGAAAUGCUGCGCGUUUAUUAGAAUUCGGACCAUCCGAGCGAAAAUUCAAAAGGACACCACUGUAUAUUUCACCUUUGAUAUUAAACGAUCUUCUUGUACAUGUAAUAAUUUUAAAACGGUUACCUAUUGAACAUUGA
Melanaphis sacchari is the source of this 496-nucleotide messenger RNA. RefSeq lists its product as uncharacterized. Lineage: Eukaryota; Metazoa; Arthropoda; Insecta; Hemiptera; Aphididae. The record is from RefSeq and is a predicted model, not a curated record. The transcript has 3 exons. Bases 179 to 496 code for a protein of 105 amino acids.